This is a messenger RNA of Entrophospora sp. SA101, 255 nucleotides long. The record is from the annotation of a GenBank genome assembly. Lineage: Eukaryota; Fungi; Glomeromycota; Glomeromycetes; Entrophosporales; Entrophosporaceae.
AUGGCUUCUUCCAAACUUCUUGAAGAUAUUCAUCAUGAACAUAAAACAAUACCAGUUGGUGAAUGGGAUGGUAAUAAGAAUAAGAAUAAAAGUAGCAGCGAUGGUUAUAAUGGUUACGGUUUUAGCGGUGAUGAAAUUUAUAUAAAAGACGAGAUAACUAUAAUAGGUGUUAGUCAAGUUGAUAGAAUGCAACUUCAACAACAUCUUUGUAAUAUUUGGAGAGAGAAUUUUUCUUCACCGAUAAAGAAAAAUUGA